Messenger RNA from Nematocida homosporus, 4521 nucleotides. Its product is annotated as DNA-directed RNA polymerase I subunit RPA1. Gene Ontology annotation, biological process: DNA-templated transcription. Bases 1 to 4521 code for a protein of 1506 amino acids. NCBI's taxonomy places the organism in Eukaryota, Fungi, Microsporidia. The transcript has a single exon. Gene Ontology annotation, cellular component: RNA polymerase I complex. The record is from RefSeq and is a predicted model, not a curated record. Gene Ontology annotation, molecular function: DNA binding; DNA-directed RNA polymerase activity.
AUGCUCUUUGAACCAACGAAAGUACUAAUUAGUGCUUUAUGUCCAGAAGAGAUAAGAAAAGAAAGUGUUGUUCCGAUAAGGGAUGGGGGUGAUUUUGAUGAGUUAGGACAUCCGAUAGAGAAUUCAGUUUAUGAUUUACGUCUAGGUGCGACUAAAGAAGCUAAUUGUCGGACUUGUGGGUUGGGAUUACGAGGUUGUCCUGGCCAUUUGGGACAUAUUGACUUGCCUUUGCCUUUGUACAAUCCAAUGCAUUAUGAUAUGUUGUGUAGGUUACUGGGACGUAUGUGCUGGGGGUGUAAACGGUUUAAGAUGGGUCGAUUGGCUAGUCGGGGGUAUAGCUUGCAAAUUGCUGCUGUAGAGAGGAGUAGGGAAGAUUUAGUAGAGGAGAUUAAGUUAGCUAUUAAAUCGGAAGAUGAGGAGAAGUUACAGGAAGUAAGUACAUUAUUGCAGGAGGAGUGGAUUAAGCAAGUGGAUGGAGAAGAAGGGAGUAAAAUGCAGUGCCGGAAAGAAACAGAGUUAGGUCGGAGUAGAGCAGCCGGUCUACGUAAGAAAGUCUUACGUGAAAUACUUAGUCAGCAACUCCGGCACUGUAUGUGGUGUGGAUCAAGGUCUAAAACAGUUACAUUAGGACCUUUAAGGAUUCUAGUUGAAGGGUACAGUGCAGUUAAAGGGGGUAGUGUUAGUAGUAGUGGUGGUAGUGGGGGUGGUGAUGUAGUAGAAGGUAAUGGUGAUGUUAGUAGUAAUGUAGUAGAAGGUAAACUGAGUGGUAAGAAGAAUAGUUUAUUGUUGCCGGUUGAGGCGGUGGGAUUAGUUCAGGAAUUGUCUAAGAAUGAGAUGGAGUUGUUACAAAGAUUGUUUCCAUUGGCUUAUGAGAAGAAACCUAAUGAGAACUUUCUCUUGCCGGUUUUCUUCUUGGAAAUUCUAGCAGUGACUCCAAUUGGGUUUCGGCCGAUAGAUAUAACUAUGUCUGGAACAAAAACACAUGCUAAACGAACUGUUUUGUACCAGAAGAUUGUUGGUUUAUGUCAGCAGAUCUUUUGUGCUGAAUAUACUACUGAGACUAGUCAGAUAACUAGUAGUUACUUGGCCUUACAAGAUGCUGUAGGAAUGUUGUACAAUGAACCGGUAAAAGGACAUCAGUCAGUUAAAGAAGUGAUUGAGAAGAAAGAAGGAUUGUUCCGGAAACAUAUUAUGGGGAAACGAGUUAACUAUACGGCUAGAUCGGUUAUUUCACCAGAUCCGGCCUUAGGUGUAGAUGAGAUUGGAGUGCCGGAAGUCUUUGCCCAGAAAUUGACUUUCCCAGAACCAGUUUCGGCUUUGAACGCUCAGGCUUUAAAAGCUGCUAUUGAGAAUGGCCCUGUUUAUCCUGGAGCUGAAUAUGUUGAAGAUGCAUCCGGUCGUUUAACUAGUUUAAGAUACUUAAGUGAAGCCCAACGCUCUCAUUUAGCCCGGCAAAUUCUGGCUCAUGUAGGUCCUUCUUCCCAUGCUGUAGCUAGUUUAAUGGACGAGUCCUUAACAGUAGAGCCAGAAGCACCUACUAAACGGGUUUGGCGACACAUGCGUACGGGUGAUUAUGUCCUGGUUAACCGACAGCCUUCUUUGCAUAAGGUUAGUAUGAUGGGUCAUCGAGUUAAAGUCUUGCCUAGUUCAAAGACUUUAAGAUUGCAUUAUGUUAACUGUAAUUCUUAUAAUGCUGAUUUUGAUGGUGAUGAAAUGAACGUCCAUUUUCCUCAGGAUAUAGUGGCCCAAGUUGAGGCGGCGGAAAUUUGUUCGACUAAUCAGUGUUAUGCCUCUGCUACUAAUGGGAAUCCAGUGCGUGGUCAUGUGCAGGAUCAUGUGGUUAUGGGUAGUUUAGUCUCACAAUCGGGUGUAUUUAUUGAUCCGGAAGAGUUUGGGCAGUUAGUAGUGGCGGCUCUCAGUAGUAAACAGAGUGCUGGUCUUUCUCUGCCGACUCCGACUAUUCUGCGGCCUAGACCUCUUUUCACGGGUGCCCAAGCUAUUUCUACGGUAGUGCAGAAUUUAGGAACUAGACCGACCUUUACGGGCCAAUCGCGUUUAGGCGAUGAAGUACGGUUUAAGGAAGGAGAACUCUUAACUGGAUCCCUGGAUAAAUCACAAAUUGGCACAACGGCUUAUGGUCUAGUGCAUAGUGUAGCUGAAACUUAUGGUGGGCAAAUGGCUAACCGUCUUCUUACGGCCUUAGGCCAGUUGUUUAAUCGAGCUCUGAUUAGUAUGGGCUUCUCCUGUACUAUGGAUGACUUAAUGGUAGCUGAAACGGCUGAGAAAGAGCGAGAAGAAGCCGUUCUCUGUGGUGGAGUUAAAGGAGCAGCUGAAGCUGAAGCCUUCUACCAAACUCGGCCUAAUUAUGUUCUAGAUACGUACAUGGCCGUUACACAGGGAGAAGUACCCGAUGUUAAACGUCUACUUGAUUCGGCCGUAGGUGAAGUUGCCAGUGGAACGGCCUCAGUUGCCUUAGAAGCAGUCAGUUCAGGACUGGUGCGUAGUAGUUUGCGCAACCGGAUGUACUUGAUGGUUGCUUCUGGGGCUAAAGGAAGUUUAGUUAACUUAGGUCAAAUCAUCUCUAUGCUGGGCCAACAGGAACUAGAAGGUAUGCGGGUGCCUAUUAUGUGCACAGGUCGGACUUUGCCUACGUUUAUGCCCAAUGAAACGGCUAUGCGCUCAGCUGGAUUUAUUAGUCAGCGGUUCUUAACUGGUGUGCAUCCGGAAGAGUUCUACUUCCAUUGUAUGGCCGGUCGUGAAGGUUUAAUUGAUACGGCUGUGAAGACUAGUCGAUCAGGAUACUUGCAACGGUGCUUGAUUAAACAUUUAGAGGGAGUAGUAGUAGCUGUAGAUGGUUCAGUAUGUGAUUCGGAUGGAUCGGUUCUGCAAAUGGUCUAUGGUGAUGACGGCACACAUCCCGAACGAACUGCCUACCUGGAUAAAGUAGUUAAUGGUGAUUUCUCUUCUUUACCAGCCGCAAGUAGUAAGCCUGGUGUAGUUAGUGAUGCCAUCCAAUUAUUUGAGAAUGAGAACGUAUCUAAUUCUCAGAAAUCAGAUGGACUUGAUUUGUACAAUCUCCGCACUAAACCCAGUCUACUACCCCCGCGCUAUCUCAGUUCUACUCAAGAACGACCUUCUAUGGAUACUUGGCUUAAGUACGUAGUACGAGGGGCUGAACCGGGUGAACCCGUUGGUAUUUUAGCUGCCCAGAGUGUAGGAGAACCUUCCACGCAAAUGACCUUGAAUACUUUCCAUCUAGCCGGAGUAGGAGGGAAGAACGUUACCUUAGGUAUGCCCCGACUAAGUGAAAUUGUAAUGACUGCCUCCCGAGUGAUCAAAACUCCUAUUAUUACAGCUAGUCCACUUAGUACUCUGGAUCCCGAAGUAAUCAAGGAAUUACAACGCGGAGGUCGCAAACGAAUAGUCGAUGUGAUUGAGUCCAUUCGAGUGGUGACUGAAGAUGAACUGGGUGAUAUGCCACAACGAAUAGUUAAGGUCAGAAUUGAGCCUAGACCAGGGUAUGAACAGUCCGUACUAGGCGGUUUAGCCGAUGGAUUCUUCCAACGCUUUGCUCGGGAGAUGAAGGCAGUCGCUAAAACUCUAGCGGACCAGGCCAUUGAAGAGAUCAAUACCCCCACUACUCCAACCACUACACCUUCAACAGAGACUAAAUCAGCUGCUACUAGUGGUGGUACUGAUAGUGAAAGUGAAAGUGAUGGCGAAGAAUCCUCUUCUCAAAGUAGUAGUUCAGAUAUUAGUGAGAGUGAAGCCAGUGCUACACCUACUCAGGCCCCAGAAGAAGAAAGUCAAGACAAGAUCGAAGAAGACUUGUUAGCCGACGAGUCUCCAACUCCUUCUUUACAGUACAAUGAUAUUGGCCAGAAUAUUCGGCACCAAGAUCCUACUGACGGUCCCUUGAUUGCUCAAUCAGAGGAUGGUAAGUUUAUUGAUAUGAUUCUUACGGCCCCAAUUAUCUACCAAACUUUAUAUCUCCCCCGCAUUGAAGCUAUUCUUAAGAAGAUGUUUAUUCAAAGCCGAACGUUCUAUGAGUCAUGUACUUACAGUAACUCACAAUUUAUCUUUGAAGGUUGUUCUUUACGCUCUCUUUUAGAAGCAGCUGCUCGUCCUGAGAUUGCUGAAGUUAUUGAUAUACGUACGGCUCGUUCUAACAGUAUUUGGGAAGUACUUGAAACUCUUGGGGUGGAAGCGGCCCGUGUAGCUAUUAUUCGUGAAAUUGAAGCUGUCUUCUCGGUUUAUGGUAUUACAAUAGACAAACGGCACUUAUCAGUUAUUGCUGACUAUAUGACUUACUCCGGUACUAUUGUUUCCUUUAACCGAGUUGCCUUCCAAAGCAAAGGCUCACUCUUCCAGAAGAUUUCCUAUGAAACCGCCUACACCUUUAUUAAGACGGCCUCUAUCUUCUCAGAAGAGGAUCCUCUCAUGAAUCCUUCCUCGUGCAUUGCUAUUGGCAAGCCCGUUGAAAUAGGCACUAACCAAUCCGGUCUAGGCUAUGCUAUAUAA